AUUAUUUUAAACAGCAGCUUUGGAGGACCAUGUCAACAAACAGUUGCAGCUCUAAAGAUGGACCAGGCUUUGAUAACAUUUCAGAAUCAGCUGACAGAAGAAGUGCAAGUCUACUACACGUCAGACUACUGCCAUAAGUGUGUGUACCAGCUUUUGGCCAGAGUCAAACCAAACAACAGCAGUUCAUCUGUGAUCGUCAGCACCAAAUUCACUUUAACAAUUCAAGUGGACACCAAACCCAGAAACAACUCAUUGUGCAAGUGGAGCCAAACCUAUGGAGAAGGAGGACAAUACUUGAUCGACAUUGGCGUUUCAGAGGUGCUCAGUGAACCAAGCUGCAGACAGAUCAUCCAGAAAUCACCCAAAAAUGUUUACCUACCUCUCCUCGUGGCAGCCCUGGUCUUUGUUUUUCUGUCUGUCUUGUUUGCAACCGGUCCGUACAUCUACAGGAGGCGCAAUACAUCCAAGUUUAUCAGAGCCAUUUGCUGCAGAAGCCCUCAGUAUUCGAUGGACAAUAAUGAACCUCCAGAAUCCGACAAACCGAAAUCCGCUCGUCUUCAGUCAUUGGACACAUUUCGAGGGUUUGCGCUGACGAUAAUGGUAUUUGUAAACUAUGGAGGGGGAGGAUACUGGUUCUUUCAACAUGCUCCUUGGAACGGUCUGACUGUGGCUGAUCUUGUCAUGCCAUGGUUUGUGUUCAUCAUUGGGACAUCGGUGGUCUUGGCCUUCACUUCGAUGCAGAGGAGGGGAGUGGGGAGGGGUCAGCUCAUUCGUAAAGUCGCCUGGAGGACUCUAGUGCUGCUGCUGCUCGGGUUCUGCUUCCUCAAUUACUCCCCACGCGAUGGACCAUUGUCGUGGUCGUGGCUGAGGGUCCCUGGGGUGCUGCAGCGUUUGGGUGUCACAUAUCUCGUCUUGUCUCUGCUUCAAACUUUCUGGGGCCAGAUCUCGGUCCCUCUCAGAACGAAGCCGUUCCAGGACUUAACCCUGUAUUGGCCUCAGUGGCUUAUCAUGGUCCUGUUGGAAACACUGUGGUUGUGCCUCACCUUUCUGCUCCCGGUACCAAACUGUCCCACAGGUUACCUUGGAGCAGGUGGAAUCGGGGACGAUGGUCUUUACCCAAACUGCACUGGAGGAGCAGCUGGACUCAUUGACCGCUGGAUGUUUGGAGACAACAUGUUCAGAUACCCGACUUGUAGAGAGAUGUAUCAGACCACGCAGCCCUUUGACCCGGAGGGCAUCCUGGGCACAAUCAACUCUGUCCUGAUGGGAUUUCUGGGGAUGCAGGCUGGGAAGAUUAUCAUUUUCUACAGAGGGUCCAACGUCAGCAUCCUGGGGCGCUUUGUGGUAUGGGCGGUCCUUCUGGGAAUCUCCGCUGCCAUCCUUACUAAGUGCACAAGAGACGCGGGAUUUAUACCUGUCAAUAAAAAUCUUUGGUCUUUGUCCUUUGUGACCUGUUUGGGCUGCUUUUCCUUCCUGCUACUGGGAGCCAUGUACUUUAUCAUAGAUGUGAGAGGCUGGUGGAGAGGACAGCCAUUCAUAUAUCCAGGUACAAACUCCAUCUUGGUGUAUGUGGGCCACUCUUUGCUGGGGUUCUACUUUCCAUUCAGUUGGGACAUGCGGCUUUGGGACAGUCAUUGGGAGUUGCUCUUCAUGAACCUUUGGGGUACUGCUCUGUGGGUGCUCAUCUCCUACCUCCUCUACCGUAAACGAUUCUUCCUCAAAAUAUGAACUCACUCCCUCUAUGAACACUAUUACCUCUAUAUAGUAAUGUAUAUGAUGAGUAUUGAUUAUUUAAACAUAUGAAGGCUAUAAAAAUAUGGCUUUAAGUGAUAUUGCUCAGUUUUAUGUGAUCUGUUCAAUUCAUCAGGCGUAUACAGGGUUUUUCAAGAAACACUCAGUUUGAAUUACAGUGUAUGUACGUUGAAAUAUUCCAGUGCACCAACCAGUUUUUUCAUUAUCUGUACAAGUUCUACUUUAAUAUGGUAGGAGAAACAGGACCACCCAUAGGACACUUACACAGAAAUAACAUGCAAACUCCACACGGAAAGAUACUGUCUGAUCCUGGAUAUGAAUGAAUGUGUUGUGAGUCUCAACCACUACACCACUGUCUUUUGUAUCUUUCUUUCUUCUUUGUCUAAAGUGCAUAUUUAGACCAAACCAUAUCUCUCAACCAAAACCAUCAAUUGACAUAAGCUACUUCCAAGCUUUAAAGGUCAGGAUUGUUCCUCGCAAUGGCAUUAAAACGAUCUGUCUUGCAUUUAUUCAUUGUAAGGUGUUGCUGCAAAAAAUCCUUAAAAAACAUGCAUUCUUACCGUGAGCAGGCUGACUUCUCCAUAGAUCGAUCCUGUAACUUGUCUCCAUGGAUAUACCAGUUAAAUUUAAUGGUAGACUGCAGAGGAUUCGCUUGGAACUGACACUGUUCAAAUAUACAAGCUGCACCUAGUCUUGUUCUUUUCUAUUUGACUGUUUUGAACCAGAUCUAAACUUGGCUCUAAUUGAGAUAAUGUAUUACAUGCCAUCUGUGUGGUUCCCAUUGGGUGCCAUGUUUUGUACCUCUUGUCUUGUUCAGUAAAUAGACUGAUUAAAGUGAAUAUACCGAGGCGCUGCUUAACAAAUUAGCCUGAGUGAUUCCACAGCUCACCGGGGCGGCCAUUAUGACUCUGUUUCCAUGGACACCCUGUUUGUGCGUGCGACUGUGGGGACCAUCUGCCCCCGUCCGGCUCUUUACUGGGGUCAAGAUGCUCCUCUCACAAUGAGGGGUGUUAAUGCGGAUGGCACCUCCUGCACUUUACAAUUAGACAAUCAGGAAAUGCACCAGACCUGGAGACGUGGCAUAUUAAGCAUUUAUUUAGAUAAUUAUCCGUUAUUGUGGAAGUGUAUUGUAAAGUCUAUAUUGUUUAAAUUAAAGUAGUUGAUGCAUAUACUGGAUUGAAUCAGGGCUAAUGGACUAAACUCA
Messenger RNA from Periophthalmus magnuspinnatus, 2956 nucleotides. RefSeq lists its product as uncharacterized. The record is from RefSeq and is a predicted model, not a curated record. NCBI's taxonomy places the organism in Eukaryota, Metazoa, Chordata, Actinopteri, Gobiiformes, Gobiidae. Bases 58 to 1728 code for a protein of 556 amino acids. The transcript has 18 exons.